Messenger RNA from Panthera uncia (snow leopard), 1846 nucleotides. It is a transcript of the gene CST7, whose product is annotated as cystatin F. Gene Ontology annotation, molecular function: cysteine-type endopeptidase inhibitor activity. Gene Ontology annotation, cellular component: Golgi apparatus; lysosome; endoplasmic reticulum. Lineage: Eukaryota; Metazoa; Chordata; Mammalia; Carnivora; Felidae. Gene Ontology annotation, biological process: negative regulation of microglial cell activation; positive regulation of myelination; immune response. The record is from RefSeq and is a predicted model, not a curated record. Bases 88 to 474 code for a protein of 128 amino acids. The transcript is spliced from 4 exons.
GGGGCGGUUUGCAGGGCGGGGCCCCCCCUGCUCUCCAGCACUGGGCACCGACUACCCCAGUGCUCACCGCUCUCCACGCAGGCAGCCAUGCGGCGAGCCCGGGAGCUGCUCGCCUUCUGCUGCCUGGUCUUGAGCACCACCGGGCGCCCUUCGCGAGUUCUGUGCUUCUCUCUUUCAGAUUUUUGUGCCCAGACCCUUAACUCAGAUGUGAAACCAGGAUUUCCUAAAACAAUAAACCCCAAUGACUCAGCAGUCCUCAAAGCAGCCAGACACAGCGUUGAAAGGUUCAACAACUGCACAAAUGACAUCUUCUUGUUCAAGGAGUCCCACAUCAGCAGAGCCCUGGUCCAGAUUGUGAAGGGUCUGAAGUACAUGCUGGACAUGGAGAUUGGCAGAACUUCUUGCAAGAAGACCCAGCACCCUAGUCUAGACAACUGUGACUUCCAGACCAACCACACCUUACAACGGAUGUGAAAUUCUUCAAAAUAACUUGGGGCAGGAGGAGAGCUUAAUAAGGAAAAUGCACACACACACAGGUAUGUGUGCACAUGCACAGCCCACAGGCAGCAGCACCAGAACUUAACCUCUGUGGAGCAUGUCGGGAGGGCGGCCUCUGCCCCAGGAAGAUUCUCAGGAGGAUUCUUCUUUGUUUCAGACUUUCAGUUGCUACUCUGAAGUUUGGGUCAUCCCCUGGCUCCAGAGGUUCGAGGUGCCCGUCCUCCACUGUCAGUGACUUCCACCUCACAGCAAGACUGCACCUGUGCUGUUUACUGUGCUCAGUCACAGCCCUGUCCUGGCUGUCACAGACCCUUGGACCUUCUAGAGGAGCUCAGCAGUGAGCAGAAGUGCCCACAGGUUCACUGCAAAGUAGCCAGAGUGGAAGAAAAAGAUACUGCCCCUGGCUAGAUUAUUUCACAUUUUUUUCUAAACUUCAUUUUACUAAUGCUGUGUCCCAGACAGAUUUGGGGUCUGGACACACAGGAGCGAGUCCUCUGGUGGGAAUUUUUCAGGUUCUGGACCCCUGAGCAAGCCCAAUUACCCUGUGGUCCCACGCUCACCAAUGAAAAGCCCAGAGAUCCAUCCCUCUGACUGAAUAACUGUUACAGCACUGGGCAGAGGACCCAAGUCUGCUAUUAAGCACCUUUGCCCUUUCAUGGAUGAAUAAAGUCAUGAAUAAAUAGGAAUAAAGAACUGACCAUCUCAAAGCAUCUUUAAAGGGACAGUUAGGAGGGUGAGGUGUUGUGAGGGGUGCCCCUCACUUAGUGGUCUAAUGAGUAUAAGUGACUUCCAUAAAGCCCCUUGGAGGCUUUUCCAGCCACUCACUGCUAGCUAAAAUAUACUGAAGACCAAAGCAGCCAAAACAGGCCAGCAUAUAUCUACAUCAUGAACUGGCAGGACAGAAAGCACCCCACUUUGGAGGGCACUUACCCUCCAGCUGGGUAUUCUUCUGACAGGGAGCCAUACACCCAAGUUCUCUCCACUGCCUUUGAGGCUCAGCAUGCACACAACAGCACCUGGGCAGGUGGGGUGAGGCAGAGUGCUGGGACCACUGCCCACAGCACCUCAAAAGAAGGGAGUCCAGGUUAGGGAUGGAGGUGUUGUGUUGAGUUGGGAGAAGGAGGGGACCACUGUGAGGUGGGAGGCACUAGGGUCCUCGUAAAAGACAGGGAUUGAGCUGGCAUUAGAAAGUGCAAGGCUGGGCCACAGAGACACCCAGGAGCUUGUAGACAGAGGCUUCACUCAGAGAAGACAGCCCCCCCAGCCACCUUGUGUAACCCUGGGUUCAAAUGCAGAGCCCCUCAUGUUGGACUUCUUCCUCUCCAGGUCUCUUCAAACUACAGGCAAA